Plasmodium knowlesi strain H is the source of this 6648-nucleotide messenger RNA. Its product is annotated as guanidine nucleotide exchange factor, putative. The transcript has a single exon. Lineage: Eukaryota; Apicomplexa; Aconoidasida; Haemosporida; Plasmodiidae. The coding region runs from base 1 to 6648 and encodes 2215 amino acids. The record is from RefSeq and is a predicted model, not a curated record.
AUGAAAGGACAAGGGGAGGAGAAAAGCGAAACUGAGAAAUACAUUUUCAGCUUCGCGCCGAAAGUGAGUUCCGGGUUAGAUCAUUUCGCAUGCGUUGGAUACCAUAAAAACAAACCGACGGUAUUCUGCUGGGGAGGGAAUACAAGUAACCAGUUGGGGGUAGGAAUAAAUACAAGGGAAUGUAAAGUCCCGACACCGGUGCCAUUUUUCGAAGAUCUGUUUAUCUCCUCCGUGUGUUGUACCUAUUACUGCACAUUUGUUUUAGCCAAGAGGAAUGCACUCGAUGUCGGGUGCUCGGUGUACUCCUUCGGGAAGGGCAACAAUGGGUUACUGGGUUUUAGGAAGAAGAGGAUCGCUUUUUCGAAACGUGUAGAUGCGCAUGCCGAGGGGAAGGAGAAACUAUUGCGUAAGCGGAACAGCAAGGUGGACCAAAGGUUGUUGGACGCGUUCGGAGUUGGGAAGGGGGGGGAGCCAUCUCCCUCAUUGAAGCAUGGUAAUGACGAUAAUAGCAGUAGUGACCGUGGCGACCAUGGCAAUCGUAGCGAUCGUAGCGAUCGUAGCGAUGAUGGGUUGCUCCAUUUUGAUGUGGAUAAAAUUUCCAGUGAAGAGGGUUCGUCCGAGGACGCCCUUCCAGUGAACGACUACGCAGAGGAGAAGGCCGAUUGGUUUACCCCUGUGCCGAUGAAAGUGAAGUUUCCAGAACGAACGAAAAUUAUGUUCAUAUCUUGUGGGGAUAUGCAUACGUUGGUUAUAUGUACCAGAGGAUUUCUUUACGGAUGGGGCGGCAACACCUUUGGAUGCGUAGGGAAUGGGACGAACAGAAAUGUGUACGAACCGACUCCUAUAUUUGUAGGGGGUAGAAAAGGAGUGGAUCCAGGUGAUAAAUUUGGAGGAGUUCAAGGGGGAAGACAGGCCUUUGGUAACGAAAACAACCGAGAUGUUAUUAUUCAUUGUUCCGCGGGAGGAAAGCAUAGCCUGGCAUGCACGUUAAGCGGGGAUAUGUACAGCUGGGGUUAUGGAGCCAACGGGAGAUUAGGCCUAGAAAGCAUUCAAAGUUACAACAGACCACAACUGGUGAAGGCGCUUCAAAAGAAGAAUCGAAUUAUAUAUGUCUGUUCGGGGGAGUCUCAUUCAGGGUGUAUAGAUGCAGAUAACAAUGUAUAUACAUGGGGGAAUGGGAAAUAUUAUAAGCUCGGUCAUGGAGAUGAUAACGAUGUGUGGAGUCCAAAGAGGUUGGAGUAUCUGUGUCGCUCCCGUAAAAUCUUCAUGCUAUCUUUUGGUACCUUCAAUUCAGUAGCCCUAAGUGCAAAGGGGGAUAUAUUUCUAUGGGGAGUUUUUACUAAUAUAAAAAGGGGGUUCUCUUCCUAUACUUGUAAAAUCCCGAAGAAGGUUAAUACGAAUUAUAAAUGUCUAUCUGUUCAUGCGUCUGUGUACAUGUCUCUGGGGGUAACUGUGGUGGGGGAUCUAAUCGUGUUGGGCGAUUGCAGUCGAGUCAUCGCACCUGGGGGAAGUGGAUCCUCUUCCAAUGUAAUAUCAAAGGGCAACUAUGGAGGAGAAUCCGACUCGGGGGAUAGCAACGUAGAUGUACUGGAUCACCUCAUAGGAAGUGAAGCAAACUGUAUCCACCACCUGAAUCGCAAUAACGAAUUUCCAAUAAGGUACGUAAAGGAGUUACGAGGAAAGGUACAUGUAAAGGAUAUUAUUAGUACCUUCUACAUGUUAGACAAGGAAACCUUUCCAUCAAGGUGGGGUGAACAAAGUAGAUUGAAUAAUGGAAGUGAGCUUUACGGUGACGAUGUAGCAGAUGGAACAUUUUCAAAGAAAGGACUGAUCAUAAGAUCCAAGAUCAAGAUGAUAGAUGGGAGUGAGUACUUUACAAUGUUCCUAUUACAGAGUGGGAAGCUAUACACCUGUGGGGUUAACAAAAACGGAGAACUAGCCAAUGGACAAUACACCAUAGGAAAGAAAUUUUCCGUUCCUAUUCCUGUAGAAGUAUGUGUAAAUAAAAUUGUUAAAAUUGCAUGUGGAUACAACUACACCUUAGCGUUGAAUGAAAGGGGUUUACUCUAUGGAUGGGGAGCGAAUGAUAAGAGCCAACUGGGUGUAGGAGUAAACAAAGAUUUUUACGAACCAGUGCUCAUUAAAUCUUUAAAUAAAGUUAUCGAUGUUUAUGCAGGACAUGAUCACAGCGCUUGUAUAGUGAACAAUUCCUUUGAUGAAAAUGAUUUGAAGGAAAACUCCAACCAUCUCCACAUAGACAAAGAAAAUAUUUUGCAAGAGGGGGAUCUGUAUACCUGGGGAAGCGCAGAAAGUGGUAAGGUAGGAUUAGGGGUGGACUACACACAAGGAGUGAUCUUGUUACCUAGAAGAAUUAAUUUAAAAAGUAAGAUACAGAAGUGCUCUUUGGGGUAUAAUCACACUUUAAUAUUAACCGAUUCAGGUGAUUUGUACGCAUGUGGUAGUUCAAGUAGUGGGAAGUUGGGUGUAAGAGAUGAUAAUAUAAGUUACAUGGUUAGUACACCAAAGAAGGUUCACAUAGAUCCGAGGAUCUAUAUCAAAGAAAUGGUUGCGGGAGCGACGUACAGCAUGAUACUGUCCAUGGAUGGGUUCAUCUACAUAUGGGGCGAAUUCAUAAAAAAUGAAUUAUCCUCGGAAGUACCAAUGCUGUAUCCUCAAAUAAGCAAGGUAAAGCAUAUCAUCGGUGGAAAAGACAAGCAUGUUCUGUUGCAUACAUACGACAAUAAGUUAUUUGGGAUAGGGGACAACGCACAUAUGCAAAUAUUACAUGACGAGAAAGAAACAUGUAUACGCGGUAGACCAAAACUAAUUCCUUACUUUAUGAGAGAUAGAAACAUAGAAAGCGCCUACUCGUUUAAAAAUGCAUCCUUCGUUCAGUUGGAAGGAAGUUACGAUGUUUUUGCAUGGGGGUACACAUCCAAUUGUCAUUUGGGCAUCGGGGUGACCAACGCCACACAUCUGAAGCAACCGAAGAAGGUGAUAAAAGUAUGGGUAACAUAUGAAGAGGCAGAUGCAGGAGGAGACAACGACAGCGAUAUAGGAAGAGAGGAUGGUCUCUUAGGUGGGCCAAUCAACCCCCUUUAUAACGACGAAAUAGCAGAUGAAGUAGAUCUUGUAAGAAGGAGAGUUUUAAAAAGGACGACAUUUGAGGAUGAUUUGAUUUGUGGAUCCCCUUACCAGGAGGAAGAAGUGGAAAAUAUAAUUAAGCGAAUCCAAAUGAUGCCUCAUCUGCUAAAUUGGGAUUCGAUACAGUUGUUACUAAAGAAGGAGAGAUACACCAACAGUAUACAGUAUGUUCGUUCUUUUGAAAGAGAUCUAAUUGACAUCUAUACGAAGCAUAUGGAAUUUCUUUUAAAUUUGCAUUCUAUGGAGAGUAAGUACAACGAAUUACUUCUCACAUACCAACACUAUAUCCUCUCAAACGUAGUCUACUUAGGAGAAGAGAAACCUUCCAUCAUGUUUUCUGAAAAUACACAUAUCUUUGAUUCCAACAGAGAGAAAUUGCAGAGGUUCGUAUAUAUAAUUCAGCAUCAGCCCAUGUACCUUGUGAUUCUUUGCCAGAUCCAUAACUGCAAGAAUUUGAAGUACGGGGGUGGGUGUUACCAAUAUUACGCCUACGAAUAUGGGGGUGGUGGUAAUCAGAAGGACAAGCCCUUUGGGAAAACGCCUUACCAAUUACAGAUGGAGACUAAUAACAUGGAUGAGCGUAAUGAUCGGUGUGAUCAUCGUUCCUCUCAAGAAAAGCGUACCUUCUACCGAAAUAGCACCCGCAUUCUCUGCUCCUUCAUUUUCGAUCUCUACCACGAUCUACGGGACGAACGAGUGAGAAACAUCUUCACCAUUUUUCUUAUCAAGCUCGGUGUAGAGGAGAUAAACAACUGUCUACACCUGGAGGCCUUGUUCAGGGAAGACACUUCCAUUUUUUUCAUUCUCAUCAGGAUGCUAUUCUUAAAGAAUGAUGUAUUGGUGACAUUCGCACGAUGUCUAGCCGACAUGGGAAAUGCCAACUCGUUCGUGAGACUGGUGGAUUCCCUAUCGCGAUGUGUCCCUGAGGGGGAAGGUGCACAAACGGCGGAGGGGUCACCACUUGUUUUGGAUUCAUUUCACGUACAACCGACAAGGCCAGAUGCAAUAAUGCAUGACUCUCUUUCUCCUUCUUCAAUCAACCAUGAUGCACUCGCUCGCGCUUCGGUGGGUGUUGUUCCACCGAAGCGAACUCCUCCCAGUGCCCCCACGUGCAACCGUUUCAUCGACGAGGCGAACGACCCGCUAGACAAGGAGUUCGCAGCGUUCAUGAAGGGACAAGUUCCAGAGAACAACGACCCCCUUAAUUUACCUAUUAACAUGUAUAGCGGGUUGACACCCAUUCCACAUGGUCACUUGGAGGGAAAACUUCUUGAUCAUCUCCAAGGAGUAGUCCCCACUACGGGGCAAAGGUAUGAUCAGAACCCAAACGAACCCAUGCCAGCUAGCCAAAGAAAUGUACUUAUCGAAAUAGAUAUGGUACACGUGUUCAGGGAGUUAUGUAGACUAUUCGAAAAAAUGAGCUUUCCAGAAAUUUUUCAAAUAGUUGUAAAAAAUUUGUUCAAGCAUCUGUCCCUAUGCGAGAUGAACAGAUACAGUGAGAACGAUUCUGAGAACAGGAUCUUCUAUUUCAGUGGAGAGCAUUUUGUGUAUGUACCCUUUUUCCAUUUGUUCAUCAUGGCUAUCUUGAAUCCAAUGUUAAGGGAUGUAGAUAAAAUGGCAGAGAGGUUCUACUUGCCCGUUAUCCCUCCCCAUGUCAGUAAUCUGUGUAAAAGGAUAUCGACUUUGUUGGAGGUUUUUUGUGUGAACAAAUAUGAGUGUCUGUCAAGAUACAAUCUUAAGGAAAGUUUUGUCUCCGUGAAAUUCAUCCUUCAGAGAACUUUCUCCUCCAUGGUUACAGUAACGAACAUGUUAUGCAAGAACAAGGAGAAUGUUUACCUCAAUGCAUAUAUCAAUAUGUUCAGCUACCACUUAAGUAUGAAACCCUGCUAUGUAUAUUUGAAGGUAUUCCAGUUGUGCCAUUUGUUCAACCUGUUCUUCCGCUUCCAGAACUACCUGUGUCUGUCCUUCGAUGACCCCGCGAUGGGGAUCGUCAACGAGUUCUUCGCGUGUCAGGGGGGAGGUAACGGGAAGGACCAGAUGAGAGACAACGGGAAGGACCAGAUGAGAGACAACGGGAAACGCGAUCCGCCCAGUGAUGUGACCCGCAAAGUGCCCGUGAACGAUGCAAUGGGCCGCGCGAGCAACGCCAAGCAGAACAAGAACUUCCUCCUGAGGUUGAUGACCAAGGGGAAGAAGGCGGGGGGGCAAUCCAAGGGAUCUAAAAUGCGUGGACAACCUGAACAGCACGAGCAGAUUAAACAGCAUGAACAGCCUGCACAACAUGUACAGACGAAGACGCGGCAUGAGCGACGCCUGAUCUUCACAGAGGCCCAAAUCGACCUGUUCGCGCAGUGCAAACUCGUGUACAACAUCCAGCUGGACAUACGUUUCCUCUUGGAGGAGAAGAACAUGAGCAUUUGCGAAUUCACGAAGAUCCCCAUGCCACAGUCAAUGUGUUACCGAAAAAAGACACGCAUACGAAAUAAGGAGUAUCUCUUCUCCAUCAUCCAGGAGUACAAACAGGCAACUGAUGAAAUUUAUAUAGUCAGCGAAUGUCUACGCGCAUGUCCUUUACUGGAACCAUGUACAGAAACCUCCACAUUGCUAAUCAAGUUGAAGGCAUUGAGAGCCAAUUUCCUUUCCCUGGCUCAGCAUAAAGAAGCAAAUUUAGUAGGUCUGAUAGACAAGGCGGUGGAUAUUUUUUUGUCGAACGAAAUGGUAUACGUAAAUCAUGAGGAAAAUAUCCCACCCAAUUUGUAUACACACAAAUUUAAACAAAACUAUACGCAACAAACAAAACAACCUUUCGAACGCUUUUUAAUCUCCCAAAAUGGCGAUAAUAGCAACUCGUUUUUUUUCUUAAAGUGGAGAAAUAUAGCAUUACAAAUUUGCUUGGAAAUUUUAAAAAAAAAAAAACAGCUCAACUUUUUGAAAAAAUUACAUGAACGGCAAGGUAAAAUUGACGAGCUAAUUUUUCGACACCAAAAUGAAGUAAAGGAAAAUAUGAAAAUUAUGAAGAGGGGGUUAAUAUUAAUUUCGAAACUAUUGAUUGAGAAACCGAUACUUAUACAUAGUAGUCUCUUUGGAAAGAAUUUAUUUUUUGUAAAAAUGAAAAUCGAUAAAGAUAUUCGAAGACGAGAGAAGAAUAAUUUUUCCUCUUUUUACAAUACAUCCACUGUUCAUGUAUAUUCUGUGAAGAGGCUACAUGAGGACGGUGUGUUGGAUAGCCUGAAUGAGAUGCUACUUCCCGUGGUGGAUUUACUGUCCCUGGAAAUAUUCUUCGACAUUGACAACGCUCUGAAACUUAGCUUGGUACUAAGGGGAGGAGCGGAGCGCAAGGUCUUGCACGUGCAGACAUUCCGAGGUAGAGACAUUCAACGCAUGUACACUCGGUCGCCCUUCAUUUCUUACUCCCUUUUUGCAUAUAAUAGGGAGAGUCUCUGCUCGAUUCGUGCGUUCAGUUUUGUGCACUUGCUCCAUGACCUGGUGGUCGACCUGUAUUAA